AUGUCGGACGUUUACACCAAGCUGCCCUCACCAGACAUUAAUGUAGGUGAAAGCUGCCACAUUCAUCCACUACAUAGAAGCUACAGAAGUAAAUCCUUACAUCACUAUCCUUCUAAUGUUGAUUGGAAUCCCUUUGAUGCAGAUGGAAUCAAUAUGCUGUGUAUGCCCAAAGGGCUCUCGUUCCGGACACAGAAAGGAAACCGUCAAGCCAAGUUCCAUUCCUUUGUCAUGACACGAGAAGACAGCACUAGAACAUAUGGUGCAGCUCUGACUUUCUAUGAACAGGUUUCUAGCCAGCAUAUCUGCGCAGAAGUGCAAACCCUCCAACAUAAAUAUGGAGAGGAUAGAAGGAUGAGAAAAGCCAGUGUCAACCAAGGAAGUACUGGAAACAUCUAUGAUGAGAUGCACCCUAGUAAUAGUGGGUAUAGAACUAUUGGUUCACCACGCUUCCAACGUCGUCAAUCCAGUCCAGCUAUCCAGGGCUUGGCUUCACCAAGGACACGAAGGCGGAGCCCCGUUCAUCAGGGCUACACUCAAAAAGCAUACACACUCCCUAGAACUCACACAGAUACAAAGAACCCACACUUUGACAUGGUCAAGGACACACUCUAUGUUUCUAAGUGCAUUUGUCUUAUCAUGCCAUUGCCCUUUGUUAGGGCAGCCAGGAAGUUCCUGGAGCAGCUCUUUGAAGUUGUCCGAUCUUCAAACUCUCCAUCUCUACCUAUGGAAAGCUACAUCUUCAAUGUUCUGUACGAAGUGCCCCUUCCUCCUAUGGGUAGGAGUAUGGUCUUUACUGGCGUUUCUCGUAAUAUUGCAUGUCAGAGGCCAUCAAAGACAGAGUUACCUCUAUGCGAGUAUGCAAUAAGGGAUAUCUUUGAUCUCCUAGGAACAGAGAAUGUGGUUGAUCUACUCACUUGUGUUCUUCUUGAGAAGCAAAUCUUACUUGUUUCUAAAGAUUACCAGCGGCUAAUGUUGAUAGCAGAGUGUAUUACGACCCUCAUCUUUCCGUUUCAGUGGCCUUAUGCCUAUGUUCCUAUUCUUCCAGCAUCCAUGUUGUAUUUCUUAGAUGCUCCUCUCCCAUUCAUCAUGGGUCUUCAUUUAAGUGAGGCUAACCUUCAUCCAGAGUCUGAUAUGGAACUACCAACACAGGUAUAAUCU
Molecule: messenger RNA, 1158 nt
Organism: Lytechinus pictus (painted urchin)
Lineage: Eukaryota; Metazoa; Echinodermata; Echinoidea; Temnopleuroida; Toxopneustidae
Product: DENN domain-containing protein 5B-like
Exons: 4
Coding region: 1-1155 (384 amino acids)
Molecular function (GO): small GTPase binding; guanyl-nucleotide exchange factor activity
Source: RefSeq, a predicted model, not a curated record